Molecule: messenger RNA, 1761 nt
Organism: Argentina anserina (silverweed cinquefoil)
Lineage: Eukaryota; Viridiplantae; Streptophyta; Magnoliopsida; Rosales; Rosaceae
Product: UPF0187 protein At3g61320, chloroplastic-like
Exons: 4
Coding region: 202-1446 (414 amino acids)
Biological process (GO): regulation of photosynthesis, light reaction
Molecular function (GO): voltage-gated chloride channel activity
Source: RefSeq, a predicted model, not a curated record
GAUUUCCAUGAGAAUCCAAACUGAUAUAUGAACAUGUGUAAAAACCUCCUUCACAUAUCAGUCAUGUAACUACCUCAUUCAUCUCCUCCCUUCUUCCCUCUCAAGUCUCAACUAACACUCUCCCCUCAACUCUCUGAAACCCUAUCAUGCUCUUUGGUUCUUCCUCUUUUUUCAUCUCCCUCCAAACCUCAACUUCCACAAAUGCUGACACAACCCACAAACUGCAUCAAACCCACCUCCAACAUCCUCUUCUCUUCCAACUCUAUCCCCAAAACAUUCCCUAAGCUUCAUCCACCCUUAAAUCCCAGAACCCUCUCCUUCAAACUCAACUGCUCACAGUAUCCAAACCCAACUCCAUCUUCUUCUUCUUCUUCCUUUCCAUUCCAACCCCUAAUCUCAGUCUUUAAGAUCAUACCGGACUGGGCGGACGAGAUCAAAGAGCGUGGCUUUAGACAGGACAGGACACUCUAUGACCAUGAGAAAUGGGUUCACCACAGAAGCUCCUACCGCCAUCUCCGCCACUUUCUCACCAGCCUUUCCUCCAGGGUGAUUUUGUCUUUAAUUCCUCCAGUGAUUGCUUUCACCUUGGUGGCAGUAGUGAUUGCAAGCUACAAUACAGCAGUUGCAUUGGAGUGGCUUCCGGAGGUUUUCCCCAUAUUGAGAUCCUCAACUUUACCGUACCAGCUCACAGCGCCGGCUCUGGCGCUGUUGUUGGUGUUCAGGACAGAGGCUUCAUAUUCGAGGUUUGAAGAAGGGAGGAAGGCUUGGACUAAAGUGAUUGCGGGGACUAAUGAUUUUGCCAGGCAGAUAAUUUCCGGGGUUGAAAGUUCCGGGGAUGCAGAGCUAAAGAAGGCACUUUUGCAGUAUGUCGUGGCCUUCCCGGUUGCACUUAAGUGUCAUGUCAUAUAUGGCUCAAAUAUGGGACGCGACCUCCAAAAUUUGCUUGAACUAGAUGAUCUGCUAGUUGUUUUAAGCUCAAAACAUGGACCUGGCUGCAUUAUUGAGUUCAUCUCCCAGACUAUCCGAAUGCUAAAGUUGGAGGAAUCAAGGAGAAAUAUGCUGGAAUCGUAUAUGUCUUGUUUCCAUGAAGGAAUUGGUGUGUGUGAAAAUCUCAUCGGUACUCCCAUUCCUCUCUCUUAUACACGCUUGACUUCAAGGUUUCUAGUCCUCUGGCAUCUCACUCUCCCUAUCAUACUUUGGGAUGAUUGCCACUGGAUUGUGGUUCCUGCUACCUUUAUUAGUGCUGCUUCAUUGUUCUGCAUUGAAGAAGUCGGUGUUCUCAUUGAAGAGCCAUUUCCAAUGCUCGCCCUUGACGAUCUUUGCAAAUCUGUUCAAGAAAACGUACAGGAGGCUCUUACAAGAGAAAAGCUAAUCCAAGCGCGUCUUGCUGCAAAAGGAAGGAUCCGAAAGCAACAGCACUCCCCAAAUGGUCAGCCAAAGUACUAAUUAGAUGAGAAACUUCCACCGGAAUGAUCUUCUCCACAACAUUAUAGACAGCCGCCUAUACUUCCCGGAGUCUACAGAAUAACAAGCAAGUUUAUUGCAGUUUCUGCCGUGUAGAGGAUGCGUCAUCUAGAGGAUGUAUCACUAUCGAGCGGCAGUAUAAAAUUGUAAAUAUAUAAAUUAGACUAUCAUCAAGGAAUACUUUAGUCUUGCCUUGUCUGUUUAAACAGAGGUAUACAUUCCAUCAAUGUAUAUGUUCAUUCCCCAUCUUGCCCUGCAUUGACCUUUUGUUUUCAAGUAGAUGAAUCAAAAAGCCAU